AUGCAGCGGUGGACUCGCAACGGGAUGCUGGACUUCUCGCAGCCGUCGGCGUCAUCCCCGUACGGCUUCUACGACGCCGGGCAGGGAGCGUCGAGCAGCCGCGGCGGCAGAUCACACGGGUGCCGGAGCCAGGACAAGGAGCAGCGCAAUCUGGAGAAGAACCUGACCAAGGUGCGCAAGGAGUGGAUGAAGGUGAAGGAGGAGAUGGGGUACGCGAGGCUGCUGAGCGAGCACCUCAGCGAGACGGUGACGGAGGCCGACCGGAAGGUGGCCGCCAUGCUGCAGGAGCUCGACCGCACGGACAAGUAUAUGCAGGACAUACUGUCCUCGUCCCAGCAGAAGUGA
Messenger RNA from Miscanthus lutarioriparius, 345 nucleotides. Lineage: Eukaryota; Viridiplantae; Streptophyta; Magnoliopsida; Poales; Poaceae. The record is from the annotation of a GenBank genome assembly.